AUGCCACCACUAGAAUACAGAAGCCCUGGAGAUGGAGGGAUUGCCAUAGGAGAUUUGGUGGACCCCAAAAUUGGUGCUCAAUUGUCAUUUUCAAAUAAUCAAAAUGAGACUAUGGGCUGGAGAGAAGGUGCUGUAUCACCCAUGCUGGGUUCUCUCUCUGGUUCAGUGACAGACUCAGUAGAAGGGGAGUACGUUGAACUCAGCCCUCCACAUACAGAAUUAGUAGGAAAAGUUGAAAGUCCCAGAGACACAUGGGCAUCACGAGCCAAGACUGCGCCAAGUAGAAAAGGUAAAAAAAAAGGACACCAGGCAUGGAUGCACCAGAAGAAGCCAGGGAAGGUAGGUUCUUUGAGCACUUUAAAGGGAAGAUCCCAAGAGAUAUGGGAAGACAGAUUUUGCACAGAAGAAGCUGAAGACCAAGCAAAGUCUGCAGUAGAGGGUCAAAAUUACUGGGAUGUUGAGACAACAAGUUAUUCCAAUGACACUGAUGUGUUGGCUGAGUGGAGAAAAGGUUUGGAUCUCCUUCAAAGACAAGAGAGAGACAUAAUUCCUGAGAGACAGAUUUGGGGUUCUUCUGAGAGACAGUUAUGGGAUGAUAAAAACUGUUCAGAGGAAAACAGGGCACCUUCUUGGGUCACUGAGAGAUCUGUCAGCCAAAAAAGUUCUCAGGAAGAAGACCGCUUAUCAGAAACGCUUACAGAAUGUUCUUUAAACGUUGAUAGCCUUAAGGAAAGAGAGGUCUUACUUUCUAUAGAAGGCACUGGAGAUGCUUCUGAUUGCCAAAGAAUUCCAACCGGAGACAUUUUGCAACAACCUGUAGAAAAACAAACAGAAACACCUACAAAUAAUAAUUCCAUUUUUGCAGAUAGUUGUCAAAGUGAAUCCCAACUGGACUUUACAAAACAGUCACCUAAGGAAGCUAAGCAGCCACUGGACACUCUGCUGGAGGUCUGUGAUUCAAGAGAAUCUUCGCUGACUAGGAAAGGCAGAACAUGGGCAGAUGGUCAGGAAACAUCAAAGAUACAAAACGAAGGAGACAUUGCUGCAGAUACUGUUGAGGAUCCAUCUAAUGAAACAAAAAAACACCCAGAAAAAGGAAAACAUCCAGUUUGGAGUCAGGUUGCUGAUUUAUCCCAUAAGACUGGAAGAGGUAGGAGGAAAAAGAGGAACAAGAGGGGGAGGGGACCCAUAAGGGUUGAGGCAAGGAAAGCAACUCACAAGGUUGGGCAGAAUAAAACUGAUGCCAAGCAAGAAGGACCUGAACUUGAAACUGCAUCCAAAGAAACAGAAAAUUCAGUUGGAGUGGAAGAACCAACCAGUUUGGUUGAUAAAGAACCAGAUCCAUCUUCUUGCCAGAAUCCUUUGCCACAAGCCCCUCUUAUUUCAGAUUACAAAUGUCUGCACAAAAACGUAAACUGGGACAUAUUGGAAUCUGGGGUCUUCUGUUUGACUGGGGGACAAGACCAAGACAAGAGAGCACUGCUAACUAUGUCUCCUGCCAAAGCCCCAUCUGGAUUCAGCCAGAAAGACCUUCAGGAAACCAUUGUGUAUUUUUUCUCUCUUCUCAGGUCUGAUGUGCGUGAUUUGGGAAUGACCCUCAUUUUGGAUCUUCGAGAUUGCACAGCCAACAAGGAGGCUUUCUUAGAAAUGCUUCACAACAGCAAGGACUCAGUUCACGGCUGUAUAAAUCGCACCUUAUUUGUUUAUGAUGAAGAGAAUGCUGCUACAGUUCAAAGUGACCUUCAACAAACACAGGUUGUGUUAGCAUCAGAACUGACAAAGUAUGUUGAGGCUGAAGAGCUCCCGGAGAGUCUUGGAGGAGAGAAGCCUUAUGUGCACGCUGAGUGUGUGGGAAGCCAACGGUCUCUCAGCAAGCUCCACACAUUGUGCUGUGAUGUACUUGAGUCUCUGGAGAAGGUCACACAAGAGGUCAAAGCUGACACCACAGAGGACAUUAAGUGGUUAAUUUCUCAUCACCGAGAAGCCAUGAAGAAAACGCUGACUGAUGAAAGAUUGCAGAAGUUGCAGAGAGAUGGAGGUACUCUUGUUGCCAGACUCCAGAAGUCGCCUUACUUGAGAUUAUAUGACCCAGUG
This is a messenger RNA of Staurois parvus, 2094 nucleotides long. The record is from the annotation of a GenBank genome assembly. NCBI's taxonomy places the organism in Eukaryota, Metazoa, Chordata, Amphibia, Anura, Ranidae.